Molecule: messenger RNA, 1041 nt
Organism: Solanum stenotomum
Lineage: Eukaryota; Viridiplantae; Streptophyta; Magnoliopsida; Solanales; Solanaceae
Product: putative F-box/LRR-repeat protein At5g02930
Molecular function (GO): protein binding
Source: RefSeq, a predicted model, not a curated record
AACAAGAAGUUAAUUUUUCUUGGGAUUCUGGGUAACCUCAUAAUAAAUUCUCGAUAAUCUCAUAAUAAAUUAUGGGUAACCUCGUAAUAAAUUCUUGGUAUCCCCGUGUAAUGAUUUAACCAGGCAAACAUUGCAUUUGAUUCUUUUAGACCAAGAAUCAUGGCUUCUAGCGAAAAUUAUGAAUUCGGAAGUAGCAGCAAUUUGAGAAUUUCGUUGUUGGAGAAACGAGAAGUGGGAGUGACGAAAGCCCUAGAUCGAAUUAGUAAGUUGCCAGACUCACUUCUUGUUCAAAUUCUCUCCGUUUUGCCGACACAGGAGGCAUUCACAACCUCUAUUCUCUCAAAGAGGUGGCGCUAUGUUUGGCCUUAUGUUGAUAGCUUCAAUUUCACUCGUAAAAAUUAUCUGAAAACAAAAGACUUUGUAUCCUUUGUAGACUAUGUAUUAGCUCGUUCCCUUUCUUCCAAAAUAAAAAGAUUAGAUAUUGACUGCAGCUACCUGCAUCCAUACAAAUCACAUGUUAGCAGAUGGCUUAGUAUUGCUGUUGAAAAAAAUGUGGAAGAUUUUGUAUACCGCUCAAGUUCCAAUAGUAAUGGUUGCACAUUGCCUCAAUCUUUCUACUACUGCUCAUUGGUAACAUUACAUUUGACAUUUUAUUGCUUUGAUUAUGGAGCGGUCAUUAAGUGGAAGUCUCUAAAGAAUAUAAAGUUGGAGUAUGUGGUGUUAUCCGAUGACAACUUUGUGAAGUUAUUGUCUGGUUGUCCUGCUUUAGAAACUAUGGAAGUUGAUAUGGUUGGGGGCUUUAGUCGCUUGGAAAUUAGUUCCUUAAAAAUGAAGAGACUAAAUUUGAAAGGCUUGUUGUAUUUUAGUAUUGGGAAUGAUCACUUCUUGGAAAUUCAUGCUCCAUAUCUUCAUAAUUUGGAGAUUUCAGGAUUUCAUCAGGAAUGUAGGCUGGUAGACGUGUCCUCUGUGGUGAAUGCAAAGCUUACGUUCUACACUAGAUGUACCAAAGAAGUACAUGCUCUUCUUGAAGAAGAUNUUUAG